AUGGGUAUGCGUAUUGACAUCAAAAAGAAACUCUUGGCGCGGACGAAGCGUGUAAAGUCCGUCGACAUGCACCCGACCGAGCCGUGGGUGCUGGCGUCACUGUACGACGGAAAGACACAGGUCAAGAGCUUUGAGAUCAUCACGGGCUCGGACGACAUGCAGUUGAAUGUGUACAACUACAACACGCACGAGCGCGUGGUGUCGUUUGACGCGCACCAGGACUACAUCCGCUGCAUCGCCGUGCACCCGACGCUGCCGUACGUGCUGACUGGCUCGGACGACAACUCGAUCAAGCUGUGGGACUGGGAGAAGAACUGGAAGUGCGUGCAGGUGUUCGAGGGGCACACGUACUUUGUCAUGGGCCUGUCGAUCAACCCCAAGGACACCAACACAUUCGCGUCUGCCAGCCUGGACAAGACUAUCAAGGUGUGGAACCUGGGGUCCUCCGUGGCCAACUUUACGCUCGAGGGCCACACCAAGGGCGUCAACUCAGUCGACUACUACCACGGCUCGGACAAGCCAUACCUGGUCAGUGGUGCCGACGACUUCUUGGUCAAAGUCUGGGACUACCAAAACAACUCGUGCGUUCAGACGCUCGAGGGCCAUACGAUGAAUGUGUCUGCAGUGGCAUACCACCCGUCUCAACCCGUUAUCCUGACCACCAGCGAGGACGGAACCUACCGCGUAUGGAACUCGAGCACGUACCACCUGGAAUCGACGCUCAAUUAUGACAUAUACUGCGUGUGGGCCAUCGGCUACGGCACUAGCAAAAACACGGUCGCCAUUGGCCACGAGGACGGUGUCGUGGUAAUUUCGCUGGACCGCGACGAUCCGGCCGUUAACAUGGAUACAAGCGAGCAGACUAUCCAAUCCGAGCACAACGAGAUCCGCCUAAAGAAAAUCACGUUUUAUUAA
Kickxella alabastrina is the source of this 915-nucleotide messenger RNA. RefSeq names its product WD40-repeat-containing domain protein. Lineage: Eukaryota; Fungi; Kickxellomycota; Kickxellomycetes; Kickxellales; Kickxellaceae. Gene Ontology annotation, cellular component: COPI vesicle coat. The coding region runs from base 1 to 915 and encodes 304 amino acids. Gene Ontology annotation, molecular function: protein binding. Gene Ontology annotation, biological process: intra-Golgi vesicle-mediated transport; endoplasmic reticulum to Golgi vesicle-mediated transport; retrograde vesicle-mediated transport, Golgi to endoplasmic reticulum. The record is from RefSeq and is a predicted model, not a curated record. The transcript has 4 exons.